AUGGCCACCCAUGGUGUGUCUAUGACCCCAGCUCUGGCUGGAACCCCUGCGCUGGCUCUAGCACCCGCGCCCGCACUAGCUUGCAAGGCUUCUGUGGCCCCAUCUCCAGGACCAGGUACCCCCGGCUCUAUCACUUCGAAAGAAUGGGUCAUCCCACCGCGCCCUAAGCCUGGCCGCAAGCCUGCUACAGACACCCCGCCGACUAAGCGCAAGGCCCAGAACCGCGCUGCCCAGCGUGCGUUCCGUGAACGCCGGGCCGCCCGCGUUAGUGAACUCGAAGAGCAAAUGAAGGAAAUUGAAGAUAGCCACGAUAUUCAAGUGGCAAACCUCCAGCAGCAGAUCGGUAAUCUCUCUGGUGAGAUCGAUCAAUGCCGUGAGGAGAUGGGUUGGUGGCGCGACCGAUGCCAUGCCUUGGAGAAGGAGGUAGCCAUCGAACGCAGCGCAAAGGAGACCCUUGUCAAGGAAUUCCGAUCCUCUCUUUCUGGUACUACUGUCACCAAAGUCACUGCUAUUCCUGACUCUGUGCCCUUGCCGCCUCGCAAGACCAGGAGUUCACGAAUGGAGGAUGUUCAACGCACCAACAUCGACCGUAACAAAGAAGACGGACAUAUGGAUGUCCCUCUGGGCUGCAACAAUUGCUCUAGCUCGCACUGUCAAUGCAUUGAAGAUGCAUUCGGCAUGCCGAUCGAUACCCACGAGUCAUCUCGUGCGAGCAGGCAUCCACCCCACGGAGUGGGUAGUCCCGAACGCGAUACUCGAGACCCCGACAUCAAACCCGAUCCGGAAGAGAUGGAAAUCGAUUUCACCGCGCAGUUCUCCAGUGCACCAGCUCAGUCCCACGAUGUGUCCUCGCCACCCGUCGAUCCUUGCGGGUUCUGCCAGGACGGUACCCCCUGUAUCUGUGCCGAGAUGGCGGCACAGGAGCAGCAGCGAAGCCGUACCUUCGAGACCAACCGUCUCGCCCCAAUCCAAUCCAUCUCACAAUUUACCCCACCCCCAUCCGAGGGAGACGCCCGCUCAGAAGUGACUCUCCCAUCCAUAACCCAAGCGACCAACCCCUGCGCCAAUGGCCCAGGCACCUGCGCCCAGUGUCUUGCCGACCCCCGAAGCACCCUUUUUUGCAAGACGCUGGCAGCCUCCCGGUCAGCGAGCGGCACUCCAUCGGGAGGAGGCUGCUGCGGAGGCGGCGGAAAGGAGGGCGGAUGUUGCAUGUCAAGAAAUGCCCCCACCACCACGACCCUCUCGCGUAACAACACCACCCUGCCUUCGCAACCUCCCGCACCCAAGCCCGCUUCGCCCUCCGAGUUAACGCUCAGCUGUGCCGACGCCUUCACCACCCUCUCCCGCCACCCAAACUUCAAUCGCGCCAGCGACGAGCUCUCCUCCUGGCUACCAAAGCUCCACACACUCCCUAACCCCCGUGACCUCGCUCCCCCGGACAGCCGUGCUGCCAUGGAAGUCGAGGCUGCGAGCGUCAUGGGCGUGCUGCGGUACUUCGACCGGCGCUUCGCCGAAAAAUAA
This is a messenger RNA of Penicillium soppii, 1521 nucleotides long. It is a transcript of the gene hapX, whose product is annotated as bZIP transcription factor HapX. The record is from RefSeq and is a predicted model, not a curated record. Gene Ontology annotation, cellular component: RNA polymerase II transcription regulator complex; nucleus. Bases 1 to 1521 code for a protein of 506 amino acids. Lineage: Eukaryota; Fungi; Ascomycota; Eurotiomycetes; Eurotiales; Aspergillaceae. The transcript has a single exon. Gene Ontology annotation, molecular function: transcription cis-regulatory region binding; DNA-binding transcription activator activity, RNA polymerase II-specific.